Scophthalmus maximus (turbot) is the source of this 1301-nucleotide messenger RNA. Its product is annotated as stonustoxin subunit beta-like. The record is from RefSeq and is a predicted model, not a curated record. Bases 200 to 952 code for a protein of 250 amino acids. Gene Ontology annotation, molecular function: protein binding. The transcript has 8 exons. Lineage: Eukaryota; Metazoa; Chordata; Actinopteri; Pleuronectiformes; Scophthalmidae.
CGAGGCCUCAAUCAAACAAUAGACCUGCAUGGUGGCUCUGAACAAAGGAACAAACAAUUAAUUUCCUCGACAUUACUGGUGAUCCAGGGCUUGUUAUUGGGGAAGCAGCGUGCCGUUCUAGUGGGGACCACAACAUCCAUGCAGAAGUUCAGAUUACUGAUGAAGUCUACUCCAACUGAAACCCGCCGGAACCAGCAAUAUGCUGCUGACAGACAGAGGGGCGAUAAAGAUGCCAACCAGCGAUCCCAGUGCGGGAAUCAUGCCUGCAACCGGCAGACCUGGCAGGAAAUCUAAAGAUGCGGCUUCUCCCACAGAAAACAUACCAGACUACGAGCCAAACAUCCCUGAGCCCACAUGCAGAGCUGAUCUUCUAAAAUACUGGAUCAAACUUUCCCUGGAUGACAAGACAGCCAAUAAGAUGCUGUGGAUCACACAGGGUGGAUCCAAGGUGUCACGCAGGACUGAUGAUGUCACUUGUCCCGUCCUGGACAGACCAGAGAGAUAUGAGCAUGUCCCUCAGGUUCUUUGCAAAGAAGGUAUCCUGGGCUUCCGCGCCUACUGGGAAGUUGAAUAUUCAGGAUGGGUGGUUGUCGGAGUCGCCUUUGAAGGGGCAGGGAGGAGGGGAAGCGACGGACCCUGCGGGCUGGGAGAAAACGAGCAGUCAUGGGGUCUUGGGUGGGGUGGAUCCCACUACCAGUUGUGGUUCAAUGGCAUCAACACAGAAAUCUGGGACAUUCCCCAGUGCACCACCAUCGGGAUUUACCUUGACCAUCCAGCUGGUGUCAUCAAUUUUUACGCAGUUGAAGAGGUGAAGGAGGGAGAGGAGGGUCACGAGGGCAGGAAGGAGAUCAGACUGCUGCAGCAGAUCAAGAACUCCUUUCAGGGGAGAUUGUUGCCCGGUUUCUGGGUAGGACAAAAGUCAUCAUGUACGUUGGUUAAACAAGAGGAGUGAAGGAAAACAUUUUUUUCUCCAUUUCCAUAUCUUACAUUUCCACUCAAACUUCACUUACAAUACAUAUCAAUAACCCAAACUAAGUCUGCAACAGACUCUUUGGGAUAACUGAAAUUAAAAGAAUGAUGCAUGUAUACAGAAUAUUUCUAUAUAUAUAUACGCAUGCAUUCAUCAUGAAGCUGCUACUUAUUUAAUAGUUUGUGCAUAUUGUCUUUAUUAUGUCACAACUGAAUGUUAACUUUGAUGAUUGGAGGCAUAUACUUUAAUGUUUUUAUAGAUUGUAAUGUUGCGCACUGUAUAUUCCAGCAAUAUAUGUAAUAUCUGUACUUAAAAAAAAUAAAAUCCAUUA